AUGACGAUUCGCAUGAUCAGCCAUGCAGGCAACAAUGGUGUCAUUGUCGUCACCAGCAACGCAAGUCGAAGGGCCGGGUACUGUGCCAGCGUGAUGAUCAUUCUCAUGGGCAUUUUUGGCAAGUUCGGCGCCAUCUUCGCCGCAAUGCCAUCCACUGUUCUCGGCCGCAUGCAGACCUUUCUUUUACCUCUGACGGGAUUCUUCGAGGGUGACAAUCUGAUUUUCGAGACGCCGUUCAUCUUGUCGAUGCUCGUGAGCGUGCUGCUGAACUGCAUGGUGUCGCGAGAGCGGAGGGAAGACGUCGCGCCGGCGCCACUGGGCAGUGUUCUAGAACUAUGUGGAUCGAUGCGUCCCCCCUGUCCCCCUGCCCGCCAAGCAUAA
Anthostomella pinea is the source of this 381-nucleotide messenger RNA. NCBI's taxonomy places the organism in Eukaryota, Fungi, Ascomycota, Sordariomycetes, Xylariales, Xylariaceae. The record is from the annotation of a GenBank genome assembly.